GUUAGGACGAUAAGGAAAGAACCACAGAUGGCUUGUAUGAUGCUGAUCAGCAGCAACACAACCUCCAGGACAUGGACACCGCCAAUGCAGCACAUCCGGCAGCGACCUGCUGUUAUUUAGCUUUAAAACACAUGGGUCUGUUCUCUGCGCUGUCGUGAAGUGAAAGGUGAUCUUGUCGAUCGAGAUGAUUUUUUGACAUCCUCAAGUCAUUCGAGGAAGGAACAAAGUCGGAGUGUUGCAAUGAAACAGAGUAAAACAUACGGCUAUUGGUUACUCAGAGAUUUUGAGCGGUUUGGUUGUUUUGGUCAAAAGGGGCUGAGUCACGUUACUUCCUGGUUUAAGGGCUGGAGUGACUGCGUGGCUGAAAGAGAGAGCGAGAAAAAAACCCGCUGACACGUGGAUUAUCAGUAACCAGGAAAAGCGAGAGUAACGCUUUGGACAUCUCAGGGGGCAAAACGAAAUUAGCCCAAGUGUGUGUGUGUGUGUGUGUGUGUGUUUCUAUUUUUUUUUUUUUGCGGUUCACGACUCAAGAGGCUGAUCAACCCUUUAGAGAUGAUGUUCCUGCGAUCUAAGAGGGAGACUACUUUAACGCCUUUUUGUCUUGUCGCACCGACCAACUAAAUUCGGCAAGACCUCAAGGAGGAAAAGGGACGUCCAGAAGAAAGCGAAGCGAACUUCUUGUUGAAUGGCAAUUCUACAAAAACAUGGCAAGAACUCCAGUCCAGACCUGGCCGGUGAUAAAGACAGUGCGGUGGACAAUUUCGAAGGAGUUGUACAUCAGAAAAAGUGGACCGAGUCAAAUCAGAACUGGUCCAGGCCGGUAGCGCGGAUAUGGACGGCGGUGCUGCUGUUGGGGACGUGUCUGCUGUACUGCGCUCGUGUAGCCAUGCCUAUCUGCUCCGUGAGCAUGGCAGAGCGCUUUGGCUGGUCCAAGAGGGAGUCAGGCAUGGUGCUUGGCAGCUUCUUCUGGGGCUACUGCUUCACUCAGGUCCUCGGAGGCUACAUCAGUGACAGGGUGGGAGGAGAAAAAGUGAUGUUGCUGUCUGCUACAGCAUGGGGAGCCAUGACAGCAUUUACGCCCAUCCUGGCCCACUUCUGCUCCCAGCCUAUCGUCUCCAUGACCGUGUCCCGCUUCCUCAUGGGCCUCCUGCAGGGUGUUCACUACCCGUCUUUGGCUAGUCUGUGCUCCCAGAAAGUGGUGGAAAGCGAGCGCGGUUUCCUCAUGAGCACUGUAGGGAGUGGCUCGUAUUUGGGGACUUUGGUGAUUGGAGGAGUAGGCUCACUCACGCUGGACCUGUAUGGCUGGGAGAGUGUGUUCUACAUCUCAGGCCUUCUGUCAUUGCUUUGGGCUUACUGUAUGUGGAAAUACCUGCUCAAAGGAGAAGGCCCCAUCAUUACACUGGAAUCACUGGGCAGCGCUGGAACUCAGUCCAAACUGUCCAGACGGAACUGGCUGCGUCUCUUCAGGCAACCAGCUGUGUGUGCGGUCAUUAUUACACACCUGUGCACUGCUAGCACCUUCUUCACCCUGUUGUCAUGGCUGCCAACUUUUUUCAAGGACACCUUUCCAAAUUCCAAGGGUUGGAUAUUUAAUGUGAUCCCGUGGCUUGUGGCUAUUCCCUCCUCACUAUUCAGUGGCUGCUUGUCUGAUCACCUCAUCAGUCAGGGGUUUGAUAUUGCUUCAGUGAGAAAGUUGAUGCAGUUCUUUUCCAUGGGUGUAUCCAGUGUGUUCACACUGUUUCUGUGUGGCACCACUACCUUCCCCAUGGCUGUGGCCUUUGUGUCUGCUACUAUGGGCCUGACCACCUUCAGUCACAGCGGCGUAUCCGUUAAUGUUCAGGAUCUUGCCCCAUCAUGUGCUGGUGCUCUUUUUGGUGUGAUGAACACUUGCGGUGCAUUUUCAGGAGUGAUCAUGGUGUAUCUCUCGGGCUAUCUAAUCGAGACCACAGGGUCAUGGGCGUCGGUUUUCGCCCUCAUCACCGUAGUGAACCUUUUAGGUUUAGGAAUGUUCCUGGCCUAUGCCGAGGCACGCAGGGUCGACAUCGAAGCCAUGAAGGGGCGCUAUCACAACAUACACAUCUGAGCAAGCAGAACCUGAACAAUACUGAUUGUUUUGAUGGAUGGGUUCUGCAGACUGAGAAACUACAUACUUUGCGGGGACAAUCUGCACUAUCAUUUCCAUUCCUCCCAGCAGGCCUUUGGUGAAUUCUGGCAGCACUGGCCUUCAAUGUUGAGAAGCCAGAAAACACCAGUAUUUCAGUAUUAGCUUUUUUUUCUCGAGUGUCUCGCAGUUAUAAGAGGACAAGUUACUGAAACCAUGAAGAUUGUUGGCUAAACUGUAGUCUAUUAUAAAGUAAAAUGCUAUACAACGAUUGAAAAUCUAAUAUAACGAGUGCACAUGAUCAGUAUAAAGUUGUGUAGUCACUGACUUCUGUUCCUUUCAUCAUUCGUUGUGUAAUUGUUGUUGAGCAGGUUGGCUUGACAAAUCUUAGGCCUUAUCUCAUUGUGAUAAUUAUUGUGGUUUCCCCUUUCGUGUUUUCCAUUGCUUUCCGUUCGCUUUCGAUUCAUUUCAUAAAGAGGCCAAAGACAAUCUUGAGAAUUUGUAAAAUGUAUAUUAUGAAUAUUGGAUGAAACCCUUAAUCAUUCCCAUGUUUUAACAUUCCAUGAUGUACAUCUCCUGCUUUAUUAUGUUGGUUUUUUUCCCAUCAAGUACCAAAGCUUUUACAAGCUGCUUCUGUGAGGUAGUUGAUGUAUAAGUUGAGCACUUAAUGAUGAGGGUUGAUGUUUCUAGGGGAGAAAAUGGGGGCGGUUCUACUUAGUCUUACAGCACAGGGUGGAUAGAGAGAGGGACAGGUUCUUCUAUUAGGAUAGAAAGAGAGGUUACAGUUUACAGGUUAAUUUAAAAGAAUGUUAAGAUUUCCGUUUUCUUUUUUCUUAUUGUUUACAGUCAUUUAAAUUUUGCAAGAAUUCAGCAGAUUUUGUCAUUCAAAGAGUAGGCAAAGAAAAAAUGAAGUGCAGAGCUGAGCACUUUGGCAGUGAAGUGUCUUGGCCAAGUGGUCCAACUGUGUUUCAGUGGAACUCUAGGAAUGAGAAACUCUCAAACUUUUGGCCACUAGUACAUACCCACCACUUAAUAUUGGUAAAUGUGCAUUUGUUUAUGGGUUGGAAAGAAAGUGUGUAUGGAUCGCAUUGAUUUGAAACUUCUUAUUGUGAGAACUGUGAAUGUAACUUUCCUUUAGUGAUGAAAAAAUGGUUUAGAAUACGUAUAUUUUGUAUUCUGAUCAAAUGUAUUUAUUAUUGUGGUUAGCAGCAGAUCUUUAAACGUAUCCUGCAAAUCAUGAAUUCAUGUAAAUCAUGAAUUAUCAGGUGAAUUGCUUUUUUGGAUACGUCAACCCGUUUUAAUUAAGAUUAAAUUUGACUUGUAUACAAAAGUUAUAAUUAUUUAAGUGAUUUAAUAGGACAUGCUGAAUAAGCUAGUGUAUAGAGGCUUUAUUGCUACUUCACACCUUAUAAAGAAACAGCUUCAAGCGAAACAUUUUUACAAUAUUGUUUAUUGCAGCGAAGAUUGCGCACAAAUACGUUAAUUGUAUUCACAAAGGAUUUCACAUGCAGUUUUUUGUUCUUUUUCAAAAUAGUAAUAUACGCCUGCAAUUUUGUUCAGCUGAAUUUCCAAAACCUACGUGCAGUGUAACUAUUUCUGUCUUUGCCAAAUUAUUUGUCAUGUCUUGUACUGCGCUUUUGUUACUGCUUAUAUUAAAUAUUGUCCUUAUACUUGGGAGUCCAAAAUAAUGACCCACCAUUUGCCUGUAAAAUGUAGUUUAUCACACAUUUAAUUCAUGUCCAUAUUGUGAGAAGAUUUGAAUCCGCAUUGUGUAACGCAUCGUCAUCCUGGCCGAUCAAAUGCAGUUUUCUGAAACUGAAAAUGUUGAGAUUAUCUUUGAACAUACAUAUACAAACACACAUAUAUAUAUAUAUAUAUAUAUAUAUAUAUAUAUAUAUGAAAUAAAGAAAUGUAGAAAUGCAAUAUUCUCCUGCUUUAGAGAACAUGCUGUUUGUAAACCCUUUCGAAAAAUAAAACUCUAUUUUAUCAAA
Molecule: messenger RNA, 4092 nt
Organism: Silurus meridionalis
Lineage: Eukaryota; Metazoa; Chordata; Actinopteri; Siluriformes; Siluridae
Gene: slc17a9b
Product: solute carrier family 17 member 9b
Exons: 13
Coding region: 686-2083 (465 amino acids)
Biological process (GO): transmembrane transport
Cellular component (GO): membrane
Molecular function (GO): transmembrane transporter activity
Source: RefSeq, a predicted model, not a curated record